AUGCCAAGUGGGAAAAGUGGCGUCGGGGGGUGUGGGAGAGGGGGCUGCGGGGAGCUUUCCGCCCAGCGCAAAGUUUGGCACCGCCGGAUUCACCUGUGGCGAAGGCAGACGAAGCCUGGGAGGGAGAGAGUCCCGCCAAAUUCAUCACGCUCGUUGUCCUUCCUCGCCUCUCCCCCUCGCCCAGUGCGGACAGCCCCAAGGCCGCACCGCUCGCCUCUGCUGCGGAGACGUCGGUUUGGCUGCCGUGGGCUGCGUGGGGGAGCGAAGGCGGGUGUCGGCGUGGAGGAUUUGGCCUUUGUAGUUGGCUGUGAUGGGUCACCGGUGGGUUGGUGGCCUGUCCGAGCGGCCACUGAGUCUUCGCGGAGUGACUUGAUGGGUAAAUACAGCUGCCUCACCGGCGUUUGCCAGGCUCCCUGCGUGUGCUGGGUGAAAUUUGGAACCUGUAACACUCCCAAGCCAAGCUUCUUUGAUUUUGAGGGAAAGCAAAAAUGGGAGGCUUGGAAAGCCCUGGGAGAUACCAGCCCUCAUCAAGCUAUGCAGGAGUAUGUUGCUACAGUGAAAAAACUGGACCCCAGUUGGAAUCCACAGACGACAGAGAAGAGGGGAAAGGAAAGCAAAACUGCAUUUGGAGGCCCAGUUGUGAGCUCAUUAUAUCAAGAAGAAACAAUCAGGGAAGAGGACAAGAACAUUUUUGAUUACUGCAGAGAAAACAACAUUGACUAUGUAACCAAAGCCAUUCAAUCAGAAAAAGCGGACGUGAAUGUCACAGAUGAGGAGGGCCGGGCUCUGCUCCAUUGGGCGUGCGACAGAGGACACAAGGAACUGGUUUCAGUACUGUUACAGCAUGCCGCUGACGUUAACAGCCAGGAUGGGGAAGGCCAGACUGCACUCCAUUACGCUGCUGCCUGCGAGUUUUUGGACAUUGUGGAGCUGCUGCUGAAGUCGGGAGCCGACCCCACGCUCCGGGACCAGGAGGGUUGCUUGCCGGAGGAGGUGACAGACUGUAAAGCCAUCACUUCGGCUCUACAGCAGCACACCGCUGGCAAGACCUAACCCUGCAGCAACGCGUGGCGGGGAGGACAGAGACACUCCGCAAUAACACCCCUUCUCUUCCCCUGCUGCCCUCCGAAACGCCUUGGAGGUUCAAAGGGGAGCUUUUAGAGCACAGGGUCUGGGUGGGCUCUCCAGCACAAGGGCUGGCUGGCCGAGCGCAUAUCCUGGGCAGGGUUGGGAUCAGGGUUUUGCAUGCUCUGACAUUUAUCAGUAUU
Messenger RNA from Haliaeetus leucocephalus (bald eagle), 1268 nucleotides. RefSeq names its product acyl-CoA binding domain containing 6 (gene ACBD6). The record is from RefSeq and is a predicted model, not a curated record. The transcript is spliced from 8 exons. Gene Ontology annotation, molecular function: fatty-acyl-CoA binding; protein binding. NCBI's taxonomy places the organism in Eukaryota, Metazoa, Chordata, Aves, Accipitriformes, Accipitridae. The coding region runs from base 1 to 1053 and encodes 350 amino acids.